Messenger RNA from Xyrauchen texanus (razorback sucker), 2500 nucleotides. RefSeq names its product phosphoenolpyruvate carboxykinase 1 (soluble) (gene pck1). The transcript has 9 exons. Gene Ontology annotation, molecular function: phosphoenolpyruvate carboxykinase (GTP) activity; manganese ion binding; GTP binding. Gene Ontology annotation, biological process: response to starvation; cellular response to dexamethasone stimulus; hepatocyte differentiation. Lineage: Eukaryota; Metazoa; Chordata; Actinopteri; Cypriniformes; Catostomidae. The record is from RefSeq and is a predicted model, not a curated record. Bases 206 to 2092 code for a protein of 628 amino acids. Gene Ontology annotation, cellular component: cytosol; mitochondrion.
UGAGUCUCGGAGGAGUUUCUUUGUUGCCCCCCUCCACAUGUCUGGGGUAUUUAUAUGACUAACUGCCCCACACAGUCACCAGAACACCUUCAUCAUCCUCACUGACUGAUGAAGAACUGAAGAAUCAACUCUCCUCAGGAAUACCACAGGCUCCCGUGAGGUCCUUCAUCUCUCUCUCUCAUCAUCCUCUCUCUCUCUGAUCGUCAUGCCUCCUGAGCUGCAAGCACGGAAUCAGUCCGGCACUCACGUCCUCCAGGGAGAUUUAGCAUCUUUGAGUGCGUCUCUACGAGAGUUCAUCGAGAGCAGCGCGAAUCUGUGUCAGCCUGACGCCUUGCACAUCUGUGACGGCUCGGACGAGGAGAACCGGACCAUUCUCACCCUCUUACAAGAGCAGGGUGUCAUCAAGAAACUCGACAAGUACAAGAACUGCUGGUUGGCUCGCACUGAUCCCCGUGAUGUGGCACGAGUGGAGAGUAAGACUGUGAUCGUGACUCGCGAGCAGCGUGAUACAGUUCCAUCACCGCGAGGAGGCGGAGUCAGUCAGCUGGGCCGCUGGAUGUCACCGGAGGAGUUCGAUAAAGCCGCGAACCUCAGAUUCCCUGGAUGCAUGAAAGGUCGGAUCAUGUAUGUGAUUCCGUACAGUAUGGGUCCGGUCGGGUCUCCGCUGUCUAAGAUCGGAGUUGAACUCACCGACUCGCCGUAUGUGGUGGCCAGUAUGAGGAUCAUGACUCGAAUGGGUAAAGCCGCGUUGAGUGCUCUCGGGAACGGAGAGUUUGUGCGAUGUCUGCACUCUGUGGGCUGCCCACUUCCACUCAAGAAGCCGUUGGUGAAUAACUGGCCGUGUAAUCCGGAUCUCACGCUCAUCGCUCACAUUCCGGAUCAGAGGAAGAUCGUGUCGUUUGGAAGCGGAUACGGUGGAAACUCACUGCUGGGGAAGAAGUGUUUUGCUCUUCGAAUCGCCUCUCGCAUCGCUAAAGAGGAGGGCUGGCUCGCCGAACACAUGCUGAUUUUGGGCAUCACAGACCCCGCUGGACUGAAGAAGUAUUUUGCCGCUGCGUUUCCGAGCGCAUGUGGAAAGACGAAUCUCGCCAUGUUGAAUCCGUCUCUUCCCGGAUGGAAGGUGGAGUGUGUCGGAGACGACAUCGCUUGGAUGAAGUUCGACAAAGAAGGAAACCUCAGAGCCAUCAACCCAGAGAACGGAUUCUUCGGUGUGGCUCCAGGAACCUCCACCAAAACAAACCCAAACGCCAUGGAGACCAUCUGCCAGAACACCAUCUUCACCAACGUGGCCGAGACCAGCGAUGGGGGCGUUCACUGGGAGGGCAUGGACGAGAAACUGCCCAAGGGCGUGACCCUGACCUCCUGGAAGAACAAGCCGUGGACGCCUGACGACGGUGAACCGUGCGCUCAUCCUAACUCACGCUUCUGCACGCCGGCGGGUCAGUGCCCCAUCAUCGACCCACAGUGGGAGUCACCCGAGGGCGUCCCCAUCGAGGCCAUUAUUUUUGGGGGGCGUCGCCCGCAGGGGGUGCCGCUGGUGUAUGAGGCAUUCAGCUGGUCACAUGGUGUGUUUGUAGGCGCUGCAAUGAGGUCAGAGGCCACGGCUGCUGCUGAACACAAAGGCAAACUCAUCAUGCACGACCCGUUCGCCAUGCGUCCGUUCUUCGGCUAUAACUUCGGUCAGUAUCUCUCUCACUGGUUGAGUAUGGAACAGCGUCCGAACGCCAAACUGCCCAAGAUUUUCCAUGUCAACUGGUUCCGCAAGAGCUCGUCCGGACAGUUCCUCUGGCCCGGAUACGGCGAGAACAUCCGCGUGCUGGAGUGGAUGUUCCGCAGGAUAAGCGGCGAGGCCGCGGCGAUGCCCUCCGCGGUCGGGUACGUGCCCGCUAACGGUGCCCUGAACGUCAGCGGUCUGAGAGAAACCGUCGAUCUCCACGAGCUCUUCAACAUCUCCACAGAGUUCUGGACUCAAGAGGUGGAGGACAUCAGAGCGUACUUCAACCGUGAGAUUAAUGAUGAUCUGCCCAUAGAGAUGGAGAGACAGCUGGAGCUGCUGGAGCAGAGAGUGAGACAGCUGGAGCUGCUGGAGUAGAGAGUGAGACAGCUGGAGCUGCUGGAGCAGAGAGUGAGACAGCUGUGAGAAACACUUGAGACAAACAAGAGUUAAUGAAAAACUCUGCAGUGAUUUUAUUCACACGUCUUCUGAUUUGAGGCGUUAAAUUGACAGAUAUUAGAGAGAUCAUAUCUGUGAUGUCAUCUAUGCAGGAAAUCACAUUAUAAUGACGCAUGUUCACACUAACACGUUAUAAUAGAGACUUCAAACUGUUUUACUGAUUCAUGUGUGCAUCAGGAUUGCAGCUAUUUCAUUUUUCUAAAUGUCUUAAAUUAUUUUUGUAUUGCUAUGACUUUUGUGACUUAAUAUAAUAAAAGUUAUUUAAAGUAUUUCAGUUUUUCUGUCUGUAUCAAUGUUCGAGAGUAAAUUCAAUAAAAGUCACUAAUA